Lepidothrix coronata (blue-crowned manakin) is the source of this 5353-nucleotide messenger RNA. RefSeq names its product dynein light chain 1, axonemal-like. Lineage: Eukaryota; Metazoa; Chordata; Aves; Passeriformes; Pipridae. Gene Ontology annotation, cellular component: peroxisome; cytoplasm. Gene Ontology annotation, molecular function: fatty acyl-CoA hydrolase activity; protein kinase binding. Gene Ontology annotation, biological process: fatty acid metabolic process; acyl-CoA metabolic process. The transcript is spliced from 10 exons. The coding region runs from base 103 to 1350 and encodes 415 amino acids. The record is from RefSeq and is a predicted model, not a curated record.
UGCCUCUUCCAGUCGUGCGCGCACUAUCGAGCGGACAGCCGCGGGGAGCUGCACCUGGGCACGGACGCCUCCCACGGCGGGGACUACACCGGCGUGGAGCCCAUGGGGCUCUUCUGGAGCCUCGCCCCCGCCGCCAUGGAGCGGCCGUACCAGCGGCUCGUUCCCCGCAGCACCGACGCCCCGAUGAAGGUGGAGGUGUUGGUCCACCAGGGCCACAGCCCGCCUGGCGCUAUGCCCGGGCCAGUGGUGGCCAAGACCGAGGUGGAGAGGUGGUUCAUGGCCCCCGGCGUGCGAAGGAUCCGGCUGAAGGAAGGAGUCGUAAGGGGCUCCCUCUUUCUGCCGCCGGGGGAUGGCCCCUUUCCAGGAGUGAUUGACAUGUAUGGUGAUGAAGGAGGCUUGAUUGAACUUAGAUCCGGUCUCCUGGCUACCCGUGGUUUUGCUGCUCUUUCUUUGCCAUAUUUUGACUUUGAAGAUCUUCCUAAGGUCAUGAAAGAACUCAAACUCGAGUACUUUGAGGAGGCAGCUAGAUUCCUACAGCGUCACCCAAAAGUGAAAGGACCAGGAGUUGGAGUGAUUGGGACUGGAAAAGGGGCAGAAUUAGCACUCUCCAUGAUCACAUUCCUGCCAGAAGUCGUGGCUGCUGUCUCCAUCUCUGGCUGUAGUUCAAACACAGUUGCAGACCUCCAUUACGGUGAGAUGACUCUGCCUGGGCUGCGUUUUGAUAUGAACAAAGCCAAAGCAACAACUAUCAAAGAAGCUCUAGCCAAAUGGGAAGAAAAAAAUGGCCAGAAGGCUUCAGAGGCAAAAGAGGUAAAACUGUACGGUCAGGUUCCUCCUGUAGAGAAGAUGGAUGAAUCUCUCUCCACACUUGUUAACUGCGAGAAACUAUCACUGUCUACAAACUGCAUUGAAAGAAUCGCCAACUUGAACAACCUAAAAAAUCUGAGGAUUCUGUCUUUGGGGAGAAAUAACAUAAAGAACUUGAAUGGAUUGGAGGCAGUUGCCGAUACUUUAGAGGAGCUGUGGAUCUCAUACAACUUAAUUGAGAAACUGAGGGGUAUCCGUGUAAUGAGGAAGCUGAAGGUUCUUUAUAUGUCAAAUAAUUUGGUGAAAGACUGGGCAGAGUUUGUGAGACUGGCAGAGUUGCCAUUACUAGAGGAUCUGGUGUUUGUAGGCAAUCCACUACAAGAGAAAUAUGCCUCCUCUGAUCAGAAGAACAGUUGGAUUGAAGAAGCAACCAAACGUGUACCAAAGUUGAAAAAGCUGGAUGGUACCCUAGUUGUUAAAGAAGAAGAAGAAGAAGGAGCAGAAGGAGCAGAAGGAGGAGAAGGAGGAGAAGGAGCAAACUGAUGACACUUUUUUGUUGGGUAUUUAAUUAUUUAAGUGACUCCAGAUAGCCUGGCACAUAGAACUUUUAUAUAAAAUAUUUGAAGAAAAUCUUUGGGCCAUUUUUAAAAGACCGGCUUAUCUCCACAGUCUCUCAUCCAAAGAGUUAGUUACCAAAAAUUGGUCACACUGAUUGUGUCAAGCUUAUGACACUUUCUGUAGAGACUAGUGGAGCUGAGUUUAUCUGCUCUUUGGCUAGCAAGAGAUCUUUACCUAAACUAACAUAGAGCUAUUUUUAAUUCCUGAUUAGUGAUGUUUGUUCACUCUUGGGUUGUAAGAGAGCCAUUUUAGCUUGUUAGGUGCAGCUGGCCAACAUUUAAUUGGAAACACUGAGGCCAAAAGAACAAUGUUGUGGUUUAGAGAACCUUACAAGCUUUGUUCUGUUUAAUUUUGUCAUGGGACUCCCUCAAUAUUUUUAAUAUGCAAGUUUGCCUUUUUAUUCCCUGAACUGUUAUGCCAAACAGGCCCAGUAGUUGUGGAUACACGCCCAAAAAAGGUAUUGGUCUGAUGAUCAUUUGUUCCUGGCCUUAAGUUUUGAAAUGGGCUUCUGACAUUGGAACUCAACUGCAUUGCUUAGGAGGCCGUGUAUAACUUAUAUAUAUUUAUUUAUUAAGAGGCAAUGGGAAUUCUUUGCAUGGUUUCAGUGAGGCUAAAAUAUCUGCUAGCUUUUUUUUUCAUCUCUAACUAAAAAAUUACUUUGGAUUGGAAUAUGUGGCCUAUUAGCCUGCAGCUGGUUCCUGGGUUUGGAUUGGCUCACUGGUGGACAUAAUCCUUCUCAGCUCUGGAAUCUUCCUAUAACUAAGUAGGCUGAUACUAAUAGAGAAACAAACAGUGAACAGAAGACCUGGGCUUGAGGACAGAAAAGUUUGGCUUUGGGGAUACUCAUUUUUUAUGAAAGUACAGGUGUAAGAAAAAGCACAGGUGUAAGCAGCGAGAGAAAGUGUACGUAGUCAGUGGUGAAGGUGAGAUGAGAUGGAAAGUGGGCAUUGGGGAAAAAGGUAUUGAAGAUGUACUAAAUAUGCUAUAUUGCAAGGUAACUAGUUCUUAUAUGACUAUUUCUAGUGAAAAGUAUUAAACAAUGGUGAAGACAGGCCCAAUUGCACUGUGGGAUGCCAGUAGUGCGGUUUAAAUUCUUCUCUUGGAAGAACAGAUUGAGUCACCUGGAUAGAUUUUUCUGCAGCUCCUUUUUGGUUUUUGACCAAGCUUUUCUUCUAAUUUGUGGUACCAUCUUUGUUUAAACUCAAGUGAUGACAAGUGUACCUGCUGGUUCCAGCCCAGACAUAGAAGGGGUGGAGGCAGAACAUCACUCUUAAUUAUUUUGUUUGUGAAGGUGUGGCAGGAGUAGAAAUCUUGGAAGUCAUGGUCAGGAAAAAAAAAAGGUAGAAUUGGCCCAGGCAACAGUGGUACUGAUCUCAAGCUCCAGGUAUAAUUGUAGUAGAAGAUAUUAUCUCUCUAAUCAAUUUCUAAGUGCACUGGGAAGUAGAUGAUUACAAGACAAUCACAGUUUGUUUUCAAUAUAUUGCUACUUAAUCUGUGAUUGUUAGAGGAAUUCUAAAGCAUUCCAGUUUAAAUUGGCAAUUGCUGAUAAGGUUCGAGUUUGAUUUAGAUCUGUUACUAAAAAGAAGGUCAAGAGCACAAUAGCAAAAACUGUGAACAUUCUUCACUCAGCACAAACUAUUUCCAGGUAGCUGUUCUCUUGACCAGAAACUAGUUUUGUAGUUAACUAGUUCACUGGAUUUAGCUUACAGACAACUUCAUAUUGGUAUAUUAUUUCUUUUAGAAGUAUUCUCCUCACUUUAUCAUUAGUAAAGGCACCACUGACCAAGAAGCACCAUGGGAGAGAGUGCCUGUAGCCAACAGCCAUUUCAUACGGGUGUCUUCUGAAGCUAAGCCUCUCAGUUCACUUGGAGCCAACCACUCUUGGCAAAGUGGAUGUGCUUUGGCAGUACAGAGCCUAUGGCACGUCUGAGCCCUACUGACCCUGUUUGCUUGGGGGGGGCUGUGCCCUUGACGACUGUAAUUGAAGUGAGGGAAAGUGUGGGUACCAUGAGCCAGAGCUUGAGUGACACAAAACUUGCCUUCUGAAUGCUUCCAACAAACAGAAAUGUCAAAUUCAUCUCUGUGUUUGGAGAUAUUUUCAGAAUAGACCGUGUGGUGCUCUUGUCCUAGCGCUUGGCCACAAAGAAAAGUGGUUGAACCUCUGUACCUGGUGCCUCCUAGAACAACAUCUGCAAGUGUGGUGUGUAUGGCUGGGUUAGCUCCUCAUGAGAUGUGACAGGAGAGAAAGGGAGUGACGAACACAGGCCAAUGCCAAGAAAUCCUGCUGGUUGAUCUUUUAAUAUCUAAAUAUGGUCUAAGUCUGUACAUUUCUGAAGGUCAUGUUAGAUACAGCAAAUACUCUACACUUUGGCUAUUUUUGGACAUUCUGAGAGCAAAAUAGAAACUUAGUGUUCUGACUACAUGGUGACAAUUGAAAUGAAAUAGAGCUCCAUUGACAAGCCUUGAGGGAUAAGAGCAGUUCCUGGCUCUUUUAAGUGACCACUAGAGGCUACACCUAUGGGAAUCAGUUCAAGAACUGUUGUAGAUGGUGGUGGAGCUGGAUAUACUGUGUGGCCCACUGUCACUGGCUCCUUCCACACAUUUAAUAGCACAAAUUCUAAAGCUCUUUUUUGGGGGGCUGCACUGUAAGCACCACCAAAAAAGAAAAAAAUUAUUGAAGGAAUGGAGCAUCCAGUCUCAACACAAUUAUAACAGCAGCAUGAGAUACAAGAUUUCCCUCACCUUUCAUCCUUCAUAUAUUAGCAUAUAAUUUAAAACCUUUCUCAUAAAAACUAUGUAUCAGUCUCAAGGAGACAAUACAGUAAGAAAAGAAUAAACUGUGGCUCGUGUUUGUCUGGAGAUGCUUCAUCUUGAAGCUGGGUGAGAGCUUUAGCUUAACCUUGCUUUUCCUAGAGAGUCAUGAUUAUUCUCAAGACCAACCCCCCCCAACUUUUUCUCCUCCAAAAUAAGUUUUCCUCAAUUUUUAAAUUUGCACUUUAAAAUUAUGCACUGGAUGUGGUGGAAGACAUACAGAGGUGGUAGAAUUAGAAUAGAUGGUUUGCAUAUUGCUGGUGCUACACGAUGUCACAUAUAAGCUGACAGCAACACUCGGCCUGUGCGCCUGGAGGGCCGUCCGAGGGAGAUGCAGGAAGGCCUGGCGUUCACUGGUACACUUUGCUCUUCCCCAGCACACCACAUCCAAGGAAGUAGUAGUAAGCACAUUAUUAUUCAUGGAUGAAAAGAGUACCCAUGUAAAACAUGCAAGCCAUGUGGAAUUCUGCUUUUCCCUGUGAAUUUACGGAGGAGUAGCAUCCACUUUAUUCCUUAGAGAAAUAUCCUAAAAUUAAAUUAGUAGUAGGAAACAGCUAAGUUUUUUGCUUGCUUGUUGGCACGGUGCCCUGUCUUCAAAAGAGCUGAUAUAUGCAGUGAUUUUUGAGAACUGCUGGAAAAAUAAGAGAAGAGACCUGAGAACCAGCAGAUGACUCAGGUUACAUUAGAAGUAGGCUCAUCUAGAAAAAUCUUCAAGCAAGAGAGCACUUUUAACAUCCCCUUUGGUUAUCUUUUGUAUACAUAAUUUUGUAGCAUGAAAAGCUGUUAAAUUUGCUGUGUUUAAAUUAUUUAGGCCUAUGUUUAUAAAUGUUAUUCUGUGAAACUUGGUUUAAAAAUAAUAUAACCUUAUUUUAUACAAACGUCUUUGGUUGUUGUGUAAUGAAAUAAUUCAGCUUGUGAAGACUGUUCAGAAAUUCAAUUUUGUUCUCAUUAAGCUUUCCUAGCUGCUCAGGGAGCAAUGUAUUAAUAGUAUGAUAGCAUGUAAAUGCUGUUCCUUAUUGCCUCUCUAUUUUAGAACAGAAAAUAACUUAAGACUUUAAAAAUGCUGAUAUAUUGUGAUCGUUGUCAUCUGAUACAUAAAUAUUUUUCAAUCUUUUAA